This is a messenger RNA of Erigeron canadensis, 2482 nucleotides long. Its product is annotated as pentatricopeptide repeat-containing protein At5g39680-like. The record is from RefSeq and is a predicted model, not a curated record. Lineage: Eukaryota; Viridiplantae; Streptophyta; Magnoliopsida; Asterales; Asteraceae. Gene Ontology annotation, molecular function: zinc ion binding; protein binding; RNA binding. Gene Ontology annotation, biological process: RNA modification.
AUGUCCUCGCUUAUACGGCCACCAUUGUUUCUCCCGGAGACCAUAAAGCGUUUAGCCGGAAUUAAAAAACUUAAACUGGGUAAAGUAAUUCACGCACAUUUGAUCGUAUCUAAACAACCCCAUCAUGAAAAUCUUCUCGAAACUAAUGCUCUCAUCGAUCUUUACUCUAAAUGUUCAAAUCUUGACUAUGCCCGCAAACUGUUUGAUAAAAUGCCUCAAAGAACUGUAGUUUCUUGGAGUGUUUUAAUGUCUGGUUUUUUCCAGAAUGGGUUUGAUUUUAAUGUUCUUAAGUUGUUUAAAUCAAUGAUUUCGGAAAGUGGUGAUGAGGGUAUGUGUCAGCCUAAUGAGUAUAUAUUUGCAAGCGUUUUUUCGUCGUGUUCUAAUGUUGGGGAUAGUUGGUUAGGGAAGCAGUGUCAUGGGUAUGUUUUGAAAACCGGUUUAGUGUAUCAUCAGUAUGUGACAAAUGCGGUUGUACGGUUGUAUUCUGUGUUGUCGGAUGUUGGAGGGGCUUUGGAGGUUUUGGGGUCGGUUUCUGGUUCGGAUACUUGUACUUAUAACUUGAUUUUAAAUGGACUUAUUGAAAUCGGUAACUUGAACGAAGCGUUGGAUAUUUUAAGGGGAAUGGUAGAUGAGGGUGUGACUUGGAAUAAGGCUACUUAUAUUAAUAGUAUGGGGCUUUGUGCUCGGUUUAAAGAUUUGAGGUUGGGACGCGAAGUUCAUAAUCAGAUUGUGAAGAGUGAUGUUGAGUUUGAUGUGUUUGUAUGCAGUGCGAUUGUGGAUAUGUAUGGGAAAUGUAAAGAUGUAUUGAGUGCUGGGAAAGUUUUUCAUAUGUCUCUUGAUCGGAAUGUGGUGUCAUGGACGGCAAUGUUGGCUGCUUACUCCAAAGAUGGGUGCUUUGAAGAGGCGCUAAAGUUAUUUAUAGAUAUGCAACGUGAGGGUUUUGCCCCAAAUGAGUCUACGUUUUGUGUACUGUUAAAUGCUAGUGGUGGUUUAUCGACUAUAGGAUAUGGAUAUUCAUUGCAUGCACUUACAGAGAAAACAGGAUUUAAGGGUCAUAAGAAUGUUGGGAAUGCUAUGAUCGAUAUGUACUCAAGGAGUGGUGACAUUGAAGCUGCAAGGAAAGUAUUUGAUAGUAUGACUAAUCGUGAUGUUGUUACGUGGAAUACAAUGAUAAAUGGAUAUUCGCAUCAUGGUCUUGGUAAAAAGUCAUUGGAUUUGUUUCAAGAAAUGUUGAAAACAGAUGAAGAUCCUAAUAAUGUGACCUUUGUUGGUGUUCUCACGGCUUGUGGACAUUUGGGUGAUGUCGAAUCAGGGUUUUACUUUUUGAAUGAGUUAAUGAAAGAAAAGGGUAUCGAACCUAGUUUAGAGCAUUAUACUUCUAUUGUUGGACUUCUAAGCAAGGCUGGACAACUGAAUGAAGCUAAAAAAUUUAUGCUAUCAACACCAGUCAAAUGGGAUGCCGUAGCAUGGCGUACCUUGCUAAAUGCUUGUAAUGUUCAUAGAAAUUAUACUCUUGGCAUUGAAAUUGGGAAUACUAUUAUGGAUCUUGACCCUAAAGAUGCGGGAACAUAUACCCUUCUGUCAAAUAUGCAUGCCAAGGCUAAUAAGUGGAACGGAGUUAAUAAAAUCAGUAACUUGAUGAGAACCAGGAAGAUAAAGAAAGAGCCAGGCUUGAGUUGGUUGGAGAUCAAGAACCAAACACAUGUAUUUGUUUCAGAUGACAACAAACAUCCUGACUUUGUUGAAAUUCAAGAAAAGUUGAAGGAAUUGUUUGGUAAGAUUAAAGAACAUGGUUACGUGGUUGAUACUUCUAACGUGCAACAUGAUAUUGAAGAAGAACAAAAAGAAGGUUAUGUUGGUUAUCAUAGUGAAAAACUUGCAGUAGCAUAUGCACUAUUGAGAACACAUGAAGGGGCACCAAUUCGUACUAAGAACUUAAGGAUUUGCGAUGAUUGUCACUCUGCUAUGAAGUUAAUCUCAAAAGUUACAAAUAGAGUGAUAACUGUAAGAGAUGCUAAGCGUUUCCAUCGUUUUCAAGACUGCAGUUGCUCAUGUGUAGAUUAUUGGUGACUAAAUUGUUUGCAUCACUGUGUUUAGAGAAAAUAGAUCCUAUUUGGGUUUGCUGAAUGAUUCAGACGGACUUCAUCAAUUACAGAGAGGUUGAUCUGAGGACCUAGUUGCUUACAGCUCCGUGAACUCAGUGUAAAGGUAACAAAGUUGGUAUUAAAGUAGAUAUUUCAAUUCGAGGACUUGAGGUGUCAAUUUGAUCUCAUUAUCUGUAAAUAGGGUUAUAUGGGUUGUUUUAUAUCAUAAACGGGUGAAAUCAAAAUGUGUCAAAUACUCAAAUGGAUUGAUUGUCGCCCGAAGGUUGUUGUUAGUGCAUCGUCCUAAAUCCUUUAUUUGAGGUUUAGAUUAUUGCUGUAUUGUAAUUAAUUAGUUAUAUUAACACAUUCAUUGUUUGGAAGGGAAAGGUUAUAAAUGA